AUGUUCCCGCUCCUGAUGCCGCCUCUACAGCCGCCGCUGACGCUGACGACUCCCGAGUCAGGAGCUCCCGACGCAGUUCCACCUGCGGAAGCGGCAGAGACGUCGGGCGACGCGCUGCCGAGUUAUUUACCUGCAGGUGCCGAGUCGCUCGCGCUCGGGACGUCGUUCGGGGGCGCCGACGGCUUUGGCCUCUUGUCCGGCAGCUCGACACUGCCCGCUGCCGUGUCGGCGCCAGCCACGAGUGGCGGCGGUGGGGUGUUCAACAUGGACGACGACGUGCCGAAGCGCAAACGCGGGCGCCCGCCGAAAAAAGACGUGGCGGCCCGCGCCAAAGGGGACGUCGAGAAGGCGCUCAAGCAGCAGCAGCAGCAGCAACUACCGUUCUGGGGCUACGGGCUCCCGAUGCCGCUCUUGCCGGGCUUUCCGCCGGCCAUGCUCUCGGGCAUGUCGAAUCCAGGGGCUGUGGUGCUCAAGGACCCCAGUGCGGCAGCUGCAGCUGCGUGUGAGGACGAGCUGCUGGCGCAGCACGAAGGAGACGUCGAGCGGCCGUCCAAGCCGGCCAAGAAGAAGCAGCGGGGGACGGGCAAACCGCGGGGUCGGCCCCGCACGCGGCCCCGUCCGGGCGAGCUGAUCCGACGCGUCAAGCCGCUGCCCAUUGCCCCGGCCAACUUCUCCGUCAUGUACAACUACUCGCUGUCGAACUUGGCGCACAAGAGCGCAGAGCUGCAUGGCGACGGCACGACGGCCGGCACGGACGACGCACAGGAUCGGGGCCUGGCGUCGCUGCUGUCGGGCGAGCACGAGUAA
Hyaloperonospora brassicae is the source of this 807-nucleotide messenger RNA. Lineage: Eukaryota; Oomycota; Peronosporomycetes; Peronosporales; Peronosporaceae. The record is from the annotation of a GenBank genome assembly.